Molecule: messenger RNA, 3009 nt
Organism: Pocillopora verrucosa
Lineage: Eukaryota; Metazoa; Cnidaria; Anthozoa; Scleractinia; Pocilloporidae
Source: RefSeq, a predicted model, not a curated record
AUGAUAAUUUUUACGAUUCGGGAAUCACCACCAGAGGAAAGACAUCCCAAUGAAGAUCAGUGGGUUGACUUCGAUGACUCAUACAAUUCUUUGAAUGCAGGAUCUUUCAUUUAUCGAGAAAUAAUUCCGGAUUUAGAGAGUGAAUUAGAAAUUGAAGUUGCACUAAUAGCGGAAGUACGCCUUCAGAGAGUUGUUCCAUCGUUCCGCUCAAGUAAACUUUUGCAGGCUCCAAAAGGACAUUAUGUUGAAUUAAACUUCAGCUUGGAGACUUCACAUGCAACACCAUGCAUUGAUGAUAUGUAUCUUGAGGUUCGUGAUGGAUACAACAAGUCUGCCAAUCUUCUUGGUGUUUUUUGUGGAAGGAACAUUUCUGUCCAACCCAACCUGGAUAAAGUGGCCAAAAUUCAGUCCGUUCUUUCAAACCAUCUCUCAUCCCUCUGGUGCCCAGCACAAGGCGCACCGGCACCAGUCAUUGCUUGGAGAAAGAACGGCAUUGUGGUACAGAACAGUACAAGUGUCAAAUAUCAGCUGACCAUUACUGAAGAAAACAACUACAGCUGCGAGGUGAAGAGGCAGGAUGGUUUUGACAAGAAAGAAAUCAGCCUUGUUAUGGAAAGGUGUCCUGAUCCCUGCAGAUGUGAAACUGCGGUUGGAAUCAUGCGUGCAGUUACCUGCAUUGAAUGUGGGGGAAAACAUUUACAGUCAGUUCCACGGCACUUGCCCCUCUCGACAGCGAAAUUGAACCUGAAAUACAACCAAAUAAAGGAACUACCAUCUGAAGUUUUCCAAAACAACACCGAGUUGGCCGUUCUGGAAUUGGGUAACAACCAGAUAAAGGAGCUGCCACCUGGAGUCUUCAAUAACAACACCGAGUUGACUGAACUUUUGCUAUACGGCAACAAGAUCAAUAAUUUGAAAAAAAGUCCAUUCUCCCAGUUAAUUAAGCUGCAGUGGCUGGACCUAAGUAACAACGCGAUAAAAGAGCUACCAUCUGGAGUCUUCCAUAAUAACACUGAGUUGAUCCGCCUGAUUUUAAAUGGCAACAAGUUGAUGAAUUUGCCAGGCGACUUAUUUUCCCAAUUAGUCAAGCUGUGGUUGCUACAACUUAACGACAACGACCAAACAGAGUUACCAGAGGGUUUGUUUGAUGGUUUAAGAGCAUUGACACGACUAUGGCUGCAAAAUAACGAAAUCAGGAAGCUUUCUAAACACGUUUUCAAAGAUUUGACUAGUUUGGAAGAGCUGGAUCUGUCUAAUAAUACGGUUGAGAAUCUGCCACAAGACGUCUUUAGCAACCUAACAAAUCUCGAACAGCUGUUUUUAUCCAAAAACCAAAUUGGAGAAUUACCAUCAACGAUAUUUGUUAACCUGACCAUGCUUAAGGCAUUAAAAAUGGAGAAAAAUAAGUUAAAAGAGCUCCAUCCUAAACAAUUUCGCGGACUGGCAAAGCUAGAAGGGCUCCAUCUUUCGGGAAACAAACUGAGAAACUUGCCACAAGGAAUUUUCAAAGGCCUCAAGAGGCUUCUAAUUAUAGAACUCUUUGAAAACGAACUGAGGAACGUUUCCAUUGACAACUUCAAAGAAAUCAGGCAGUUAAGAAUUCUAUAUUUGCAUUAUAACCACAUGAGGGAAAUUCCCUACGGAUUUUUUAAAGUGCUGAAGGAUAUAUUACGAGUGAGUUUCGACACAAACCUGAUGUGUUGUCAUAUGCACAAGGAGGACGCUGACUGUGCUUUCAUUGCCAACGACGACUUCGCCAACUGUGAGAGCAUGUUCAAGAGCCCAACCCCGAGGAAGAGCAUAUGGGCAAUCGGCUCCCUUUCCCUAGCUGGGUCUGUGUUUGUCAUCACAUGGCGUUCAGUCUUUAAGGAUACAAACACGGUACAAUCAAUCAUGUUAUUGCACUUGGCAGUCUCCGAUGGUUUAAUGGGAGCAUACCUAAUCACACUGGGUGUCAAAGAUCUGUUGUGGAGAGGAGAGUAUUACUUACAUGACUUCCAGUGGCGGUCCAGUUUAGCUUGCCAGAUAACUGGUGCCACCUCUUUGCUAUCCAGUGAGGUCUCCUUGAUGCUGAUGGCUUUGAUAUCUGCAGACCGACUCAAGAACAUUGUGUUCCCGUUCAGAGGUGGAGCACUUUCGCGGAAGAUGACCCACAUCCUUUGCACCAUCAUAUGGCUCGUCGGCUUCCUCCUGGCUUUCUUUCCGAUGUUUGGCUUGAGAUAUUUCGAAGAUCUUACCACAUAUCACAACUACUAUGGAAAAAGUGUUGUCUGCCUUCCCUUACAGCUCUCUCGUCACAAAACGGAAGGCUGGGAGUACUCUGUUUCUGUAUUUAUUGGCCUCAAUUUCUUCCUCUUCAUAUUCAUCACAGUUGCCUACCUCAUCAUAUUCAUAAGCAGAGUGCGAGUUAAAAACCAAUCAGCCAACAUAAGGAGGGAGACCGGUCUGGCCAAAAGACUGUUCUUCAUCAUCUUCACUGACUGUCUCUGCUGGAUGCCAAUCAUCGUGUUUGGUAUUGGGUCGCUUUUGGAGAAGAAUUACAAACCACCAAGAGACUUGGCCGUUUGGAUUGCCGUGUUUGUUCUGCCCAUCAAUUCAGCGAUAAACCCGAUUCUGUACACGUUAGCAACACCAAAGGCGCAAGAGUAUCUGGGAAGCAAAAUAGCAAUGCUGAGAAGCUUCAUACGGAGUACUUUUCACUGCAGUGAAUAUCAAGAGGGACAACAACAAGAUCCACGAGAGAUUGAAGAUAACGGGCAACAAGAAGAUCAACAAGAAGGAGAAGCAGUGGAAAUGCAGAUUCUUGGAUUGCCACAUCCAGAUCAAGAUGCACAAGAGCAACAUGGAGACAAUCCAAUUGGAAUUGUCCAACAGCUUCACAAGGAGGAUCAGCAAGGAGCUGAAAUGCUGGAAAUGCAGCAAAUACCUCCCCAAGAACAAGAAGAAGGCCACGAAGGAGAAGAAGACGUUGUUGAAGAGGAUGAUCUGGAAUAUGAUACAAAGUUGUAA